Messenger RNA from Ipomoea nil (Japanese morning glory), 4326 nucleotides. Its product is annotated as beta-galactosidase 16-like. Gene Ontology annotation, molecular function: beta-galactosidase activity; carbohydrate binding. Gene Ontology annotation, biological process: carbohydrate metabolic process. Gene Ontology annotation, cellular component: cell wall; vacuole. The record is from RefSeq and is a predicted model, not a curated record. Lineage: Eukaryota; Viridiplantae; Streptophyta; Magnoliopsida; Solanales; Convolvulaceae. The transcript has 19 exons. Bases 345 to 2759 code for a protein of 804 amino acids.
UGACAGCUCUAUGCUUCCGCAUAAGCCAAAAUUCAUGCAUUGUUCCUUACUCCCACACUCUACAAAGCUUGCUUAUUAUUACAUGCCUUUCUAACGAAUCCCUUCACUUGUCUGCUAGCUUCCAUCAAUUCAAAUCUUUGCUUCAAAGUUUCAACCCCCAACCGCCCCGACCCGGCGCUCUUAUAAGCAUACGCAUUAAACAACUCCGAUCCUCACCAACAAACUGCAUUGGCGGCGAAACCGAGAAUUCUAUCUCGCUGCUGCAGAUCGAUGUCACUGCGAAGAAAUUGAAGCAUUUUGCUUCCUCAUCAUUUGUGCAAAUCCGGAGGUUUAUAUACGCAGACAUGUGUAUGUGGUGGCGCUGGUGGGCAUGGUGGCUGCUGGCGGCGGCGGCGGCCGCCGUCCGCGGAGGAGAUGUCACGUACGACGGGAGAUCACUCAUCAUCGACGGCCAACGGAAGCUUUUGUUCUCCGGUUCUAUUCAUUAUCCUCGUAGCACCCCAGAUAUGUGGCCUUCUCUAAUAAAAAAAGCCAAAGAGGGAGGGUUGGAUGUAAUACAGACAUACACGUUUUGGAACCUUCACGAGCCUCAACCUGGUCAGUAUGAUUUUAGCGGAAGAAAGGAUAUAGUGAGAUUCGUGAAGGAAAUUCAAGCACAAGGUCUUUAUGCAUGCCUUCGUAUCGGACCAUAUAUUGAAGCUGAAUGGACUUAUGGGGGCUUCCCGUUUUGGUUGCAUGAUGUCCCCGGCAUUGUUUUCCGAUCUGAUAACGAACCCUUUAAGCUCUACAUGCAAAAUUACACAGCAAAGAUAGUGAACAUGAUGAAGUCAGAAGGGCUGUAUGCUUCUCAAGGAGGUCCUAUCAUACUGUCACAGAUUGAGAACGAGUACCAGAAUAUAGAAGCGGCGUUUGGGGAGAAGGGCCCAUCUUAUGUUCGUUGGGCAGCAGAAAUGGCAGUGGGACUCGAGACUGGCGUGCCAUGGGACAUGUGUAAGCAAGAUGACGCUCCCGACCCUGUUAUUAAUGCAUGCAAUGGGAUGAAAUGCGGGGAAAUCAAUUUCGCUCCAAACUCGCCAAAUAAGCCAGCAAUUUGGACAGAGAACUGGACAAGCUUCAUUCAAGUAUACGGCAGCAAUGCAACGCUCAGAUCAGCAGAGGAUAUAGCUUAUCAUGUUGCCCUUUUCAUUGCCAGGAAGAACGGGAGCUAUAUCAACUAUUACAUGUAUCAUGGGGGAACCAAUUUCGGCAGGACAGCUGCUUCAUUUAUGAUAACAGGUUAUUAUGACCAAGCUCCCCUAGAUGAAUACGGUUUACUCAGAGAGCCAAAAUGGGGUCAUCUAAAGGAGUUGCAUGCAGCUAUCAGAAUGUGUUCACAGAUCCUUCUUUCGGGCACGCCCUAUAAUGUUUCACUGGGUCAAUUUCAACAAGCCUAUGUGUUCCGUGGAGAUUCAGGAGAUUGUGCUGCGUUUCUAAUAAAUAGUGAUGGUAAACAAAGUGCAGUGGUGCAAUUUCAGAAUUCUUCAUAUGAACUGCCUCGAAAAUCUAUUAGCAUCUUACCCGACUGCAAGACAGUAGUGUUCAACACUGCCAAGGUGAAUACACAAUCAAAUACAAGAUCAAUGCAGCCAGCACUCAAAUUUGACUCAGCUCAGCAAUGGGAAGAAUUCAAAGAGCAAGUUGCCGAAUUUGAUGACACCACCAUAAGAGCAGACAAAUUGCUAGAGCACAUGAAUACGACUAAGGAUGUAUCUGAUUACCUAUGGUACACAAUGAGUUUACAGCAAGAUUCCUCAGAUCCCAAAUCUGCAAUCAGUGUGAAUUCUUUAGGACAUGUUUUACAUAUAUUCGUUAAUGGAGAACUAGUAGGUUCUGCACAUGGAGCUUUUAGGAGCUCAAGUUUUACACUAGAGAGCACAGUUUCUCUGAAUGAGGGAAUGAACAACAUUUCCCUGCUGAGUGCAACGGUCGGAUUACCUGAUUCAGGACCAUUUCUUGAGCAUAGCACUCUUGGACCCCAUAAAGUGACAAUUGAAGGCAGUGAAGGAAGUCAAGAUCUUUCUAAUAAUUCUUGGGGAUAUCAGGUUGGAUUGUUGGGAGAGAAGUUACAAAUUUACACCACAAAAGGAUCAAAUGUUGUUCAGUGGAAAGAGUUUAGCUCUGCUCAACCACUUGUAUGGUAUAAGACUUUUUUUGAUGAGCCUGAGGGCAAUGAUCCUCUUGCUUUAAACCUUGGCUCUAUGGGCAAAGGAGAAGUUUGGGUUAACGGCCAAAGUAUUGGCCGAUACUGGGUCUCAUUUCGUACACUUGCAGGAACACCUUCUCAAACAUGGUACAAUGUUCCUAGAUCAUUUCUCAAACCAACAGGAAAUCUGUUAAUUUUAUUUGAGGAGGAACAUGGAAACCCUUGCGGCAUCACACUUGAUACAGUCUCAAUCACAAGUGUCUGUGGACAUGUGACAGAUUCUAACCCACCAUUUCAAAUUCCAUGGAAGAGGUAUGCAAGGAGGCCUAAGGUACAGCUCAAUUGUCCACCAAACCGCAAUAUUUCUAAAAUUUUAUUUGCGAGCUUUGGGAGACCUUCUGGUGACUGCAGUGCUUAUGCUGUUGGGAGUUGUCAUUCAUCCAGUUCUAGAGCCAUUGUUGAGAAGGCUUGCAUAGGGAAAAGGAAAUGCACCAUCUCACAAUCAUACAAAAGAUUUGGUGGUGACCCAUGUCCAGGAAUUCCUAAAUCUCUACUGGUUGAUGUGCAAUGUGGGUGAGAGGGUAUCAAGUUCUAACAAUCUUUGCUCAAAAUGAUAGGCAUCAUUCAACACAUUCAUUCUAAGUUCAAAAGAAGAUACAGCAUAAUAGAUACUAGAUAGUUUAAUCCUCUGAUAGCAAAUACAUAUCCAAUUCAAAUCUGAAAUUUUUCAACCCAUUCCAGCUGUACCUAAUGAUUAACUUUUCAAGUGGGAAUAACUUUUACAAAGAACAGAUGACUUCCAGUGAUAAAAGUACCUAAGCUUUAGAAUGAGUUUUGCAGACUACAAGUCUAUGAUCACCAUGCAGAAAGACUGUAGCAGUAGGAAGAAGAGGCAACUGAAGCUAGCAUACAGGAUUACAGGCCAUGUUUGCUGAAGAAUUUUAUUGCAACCUUUUACUGGUUGAUGUACAACAUGGGUGAAAGAGCAGCAAGUUCUAACAUUCUUUUCUCAAAAUGAUAACAUAAUUGCUAAUGAUCUAGAGGCACCAUUGAAUAUAUUCAUUCAAAGAUCAAUACAAGCUACAGCAUAGUAAAUAGCUUAAACCUAAGAUAGCAAAUAUACAUCCAAUUCAAAUUUUUAGUUUAUCUACCCAUUUCUGGUGCACCUAAUAUUUAAAUUCAAGCAGGAAUAAUGUUUACAAAGGACAGAUAACUUCAUUUGUGAAAAGUAGCUAAGUUUUACAACAAGUUUUGGGGACUGCAAUUCUAUCAUCACAAAGCAGAAUAAUUGUAGCAAUAGAAAAAGGAGGCAACUGGAGCUACAAUAUAGGCCAUGCUCGGCAAAGAACAUGAUUAUGGAUUGUGAAUAAUCUACAAUCCACACAAAGUUACACAGGGAUUAUUGGCUUAAAUAAGUGAAAUGGUCGUGUAUAAUCAUGGUCAAUAUUCUUUGCCAAACAUGUCCAAAGUAAUGAAGUAUAGUAUUUAGUUUACAACCAUUCAAUUUAAGCAUCUUUACUGGACAGCACGUCAGCACCAUAUGUGAUGUUAUUUGAAUUGCUUUAUUACAGCUUGGAUCCCAACAAUUACAUAAAUGUAAUUUCCUUAACUGAUUAAAGAGUUUAUCAAAGUGUGCUAAAAGUAAACAGCUUAUGAACUAUGAAGUGUUAUUAACAUUCAGAAUUGAUGAAUAUCACUUAAAAGGAUAAUAAAGUAAAAGCCAAACUCAAAAGGUUUAAGUUCACUCAAAAAGAGAGAGAUAAUCACUCUUUGUUGAUAAGAGCCACGUGUUUCCAUGCAGCCCAUGCAUUAAGACCACUGAUUUUCAAUACAAUUAGUAAGGGAAUAGUAAGUAAUCACCAUUUUACACACGUCCAUUAAACUACAUAUACAGGGAAAAUAAGUGCCAAGAAUGGGAGAGCAGUCUUGCAUAAAGCAUACUAGUCCUAGAAGUUAACAUCUGAACUGAACCAUACAGUAAGGAAAUAACCACCCAAAAAAAUCCUGUAAAAAAGGAAAUAACCAAUAAAUAAACCUGCCUACAGCAUCUCCUCUCAGAAAAAAUAUAUAAACGGCAGCACAUUAAUACUACAAGCUAACUUUAGUAUGAAGAUGCAUUUGAAACAAAACAAAAAGCAAGGACC